This is a messenger RNA of Aphanomyces invadans, 694 nucleotides long. RefSeq lists its product as hypothetical. The record is from RefSeq and is a predicted model, not a curated record. The coding region runs from base 63 to 674 and encodes 203 amino acids. The transcript has a single exon. NCBI's taxonomy places the organism in Eukaryota, Oomycota, Saprolegniomycetes, Saprolegniales, Verrucalvaceae.
UGUUUUAGCCACUUAAAACGCUUCAGUCUGUAUCCGGAUACGGUCAGGACGACUAGUGUGGCAUGGCCAACGCGGAGAAGUGGGAGGCGGUCGGACAUCCCGUGGUGAGGCAGCUCCACGAUGCGCUGUGCAACCAGGAGGCGCAUAUCCUAGCGACGAACAGCAACUCAAACCGGUCGGGAAACUUGCUGUCCCAUCCGCAACUACUUCGUGCGGUAGAGCUGGAAGACCUUCUCGUCAAGAAGAUCAACGUGUGGGUCGGUGAAAAGAAAGGCCGCGACUUCAUCAACGACCCAGCCGCGAUGGCCGAGUACACAAAGGUCGCGUCUCUACUUCGGGCUGCUAUCGAGUCCACAGACGACGCGAACAAGUCGUUUUGGCAAAAGGACGUGGUCGCUCCAGCGCCUGCGAAAGGGAUCCUCGAGCAACUAUUCCAGCCAUCAUGGAUGUCGUUGCCGCAAGCAGUCAGUGCGUCCUCCCCCGGCGGACACUCCAAGGACGAAAAGAAGCAUAAGAAGCACAAGAAGGAGAAAAAGAGCAAAAAGAGCAAGAAAAGCAGCAAAAAGGACGACGACGACGGAGGUGACGCAAGUGGCGCGGCUCGAUUUCACCCGUAUGCCAACAACCCCAUUGGCAACGUCACAAGAGCGCUCAUGCAAAACAUGGACACUUAAUGCAAAUCGUUCCCGUCCGA